This is a messenger RNA of Annulohypoxylon maeteangense, 1767 nucleotides long. RefSeq names its product catalase related protein. The transcript has 2 exons. Gene Ontology annotation, cellular component: mitochondrion; cytoplasm; peroxisome. Bases 612 to 1538 code for a protein of 308 amino acids. Gene Ontology annotation, biological process: hydrogen peroxide catabolic process; response to hydrogen peroxide. Lineage: Eukaryota; Fungi; Ascomycota; Sordariomycetes; Xylariales; Hypoxylaceae. Gene Ontology annotation, molecular function: heme binding; catalase activity. The record is from RefSeq and is a predicted model, not a curated record.
GUAAAUAUGUGAGAAUUAUACAUACCCUUGCUGCAAGUUACGCGACCCUUAGUAAUAGCCCUAGUCGAUCUCCGCUCCAUGAGCGAAGCUAUCGUCGGGGAAUCCACCUUGGCAAAUGUGUUGAUUCGGCGAGGGACUGUUCAGCGGCGCAGCUGUUUCCUAUAAGAGUAUAAAAAUACGAGCGGCUGCUAAUGCAGAAGCUUUUGCAUCCGCAUACUACUACAAUUUCCACAAGGCUAUGUGAGCCACCACGGAAGGAAGCAUCAUGUGAAGUGAUAAAGGAAUUGGGUGAUUCUCCUAUGUGAUUAUUGGGGCAGAUCUCGAUGCGACUGACCUUGAAUAUGCGGUCAUCAUGUACAGUACCAAGAGUUGGUGUGACAACAGGAGCUAUGGCGAAUGUCGAAUCACAAAUUAGGUAUUAAUCAGUCUGUCCGUAGAGCAUUGGUAUUGUAGAUGAGUGCCUGGUAGAUAUAAAUAAGAACGCCGAGGGUAAGCCUUAUUUCUUUAUCUUCUUGUCUCGCAAAGGAGUUCUCCCCGAUAUUUACUCCUUGACGCAUUAAGAAAAUCUCUCGUCUUAGUAAAUCUAGUGUUGCGGAAAGUCUCUUGUAACCAUGCCUCUCCCGUCUGACGAGAAGGUCGUUCAGACUAGCAGCGCUAUAGUCAGCACCUUGCAUAGCAUUUUCGGGCCGCAUCCUGGAUUUCGACCUGCUCACGCAAAAGGCGUCCUACUCAAGGGCACCUUCGCACCCACUGAGGCGGCCAAGGCGCUCUCGAAAGCACCUCACUUUAACAAUACAUCGACCCCGAUAAUCGUGCGAUUUUCCAGCUCUACUGGGAUCCCCGAGAUCCCGGAUACUGAUCCUAAUGGAAACCCUCGCGGCUUUGCUAUUCGUUUCCUGCUAGCCGAAACUCCUCGUCGCGUCCACACCGAUAUCAUUACUCAUUCUGUAGAUGGAUUCCCAGGGUCAAACGGGAAUGACGCCCUCGAGUUCUUUACUGCGCUUAAGGAUGGUUCGAUCGGUGACUAUUUAGCUUCCCAUCCGAAAGCGCUGGCCUUCAUCCAAGCCCCGAAACCGACUCCAUCAAGCUUUGGCAAAGAGAAGUACUUCGGAGUAAACGCCUUCAAGCUCAUUGCGGCUAACGGGAAGGAAACAUUCAUCCGAUACCGCAUCAUACCUGAAGCUGAUGAGGAGUACCUUGACGACAUUGCUCUAAAGGAGAAGAGCCCAUCGUUCCUUUACGAUGGGGUAUCGGAAUCGUUGAAGGCCGGGCCCAUCGUAUUUAAGCUAAAAGCGCAAGUCGCAGAAGACGGCGACGUAACUGACGACAACACUAUCAAGUGGCCAGAAGAACGUCAAGUGGUCGAGCUUGGCACAAUUAAGUUAGAAUCCGUUAUCGACGAUCAGGCCGCACAGCAAAAGAGGAUUAUCUUUGACCCAAUCCCGAGGGUGGAUGGAGUUGAAGCAUCGGCAGAUCCGCUCCUAGAUGUUCGCGCCGGUAUUUAUCUUCUGAGCGGUCGCGAAAGGCGUGCAGCAUAGAGACUAUAGUCUUUAAGAUACAUGAUAUUGUAUAUGAUUUUAGCAUAAGAUAACGAGGAAAAAAAUAUUUUGUUAGAUGAGACAGGUAAUUCGAAGGGGUGCAAAUAUCAGGCUGAAUAAACUGAAUUCAAUGACAUCGAGUCUCCCACUGAUAGGAGGUAGGUUGGGUAUGCAUCCAGAUAAGUUAUGCUACAAUAGGGCUGUUAGGAUAUAUCUCAUGCACCCACCG